Molecule: messenger RNA, 833 nt
Organism: Cephus cinctus (wheat stem sawfly)
Lineage: Eukaryota; Metazoa; Arthropoda; Insecta; Hymenoptera; Cephidae
Product: histone H4
Exons: 2
Coding region: 63-374 (103 amino acids)
Biological process (GO): nucleosome assembly
Cellular component (GO): nucleosome
Molecular function (GO): DNA binding; structural constituent of chromatin; protein heterodimerization activity
Source: RefSeq, a predicted model, not a curated record
UACUGCAUCAGUUCUACGGAAUAUUUCUUCGAGGGAGUUCCUAUUGAAUUUCGUUGGUGAUAAUGACUGGCCGCGGUAAGGGAGGAAAAGGUUUGGGAAAGGGAGGAGCGAAGCGUCACAGGAAAGUUCUUCGUGACAACAUCCAGGGAAUCACGAAGCCUGCUAUUCGCCGUUUAGCUCGCCGAGGCGGUGUUAAACGCAUCUCUGGCCUGAUUUACGAAGAAACCCGUGGUGUUCUCAAAGUCUUUCUGGAAAAUGUCAUCCGUGAUGCAGUUACCUACACCGAACAUGCCAAGAGGAAAACCGUCACUGCCAUGGACGUGGUCUAUGCGCUGAAACGUCAAGGACGCACUCUCUAUGGCUUUGGUGGUUAAUUUGUUUCUCCGAUUCUCCGCUACUCUUCGUACACAAGGGCCCUUUUCAGGGCCACAAACUUAUUCAAUACGUAAAUGGAGCAAACCGUUUUACCAUAGUAUGCACUAGUUAAUUUUAAUUCGUCACCCCUUUUACAAAUCAAAAUUUAGAUUACAUUAUGGUUUCCGUUCGAAUAAUAAGAUACCUAAUAUCUAUCUAUUAUUCUUGCGACAGUGUUUUUAAUAAGUUCCAUGUUUUAUAUGUUCUUCUGUUAAGCACGAAGGUUUAGUCUUGGAUUUUGAUAGCCGUUAAAGUUCAUCUUCCUUCUUUACACCACUCAUUCAACUCAUUUGUAAUAUAUAGUAUAUAUGUAAAAUACUGAAUUACUUUCUAUAUUCUCCAGAUGGCUUUUAUAGGUGUUCGACUUAUGCGUUUCAAAAUCCGUUGUUUCGACAUUUUCGGAUUAUUUUGUAUCUCAA